AGGUAAGAAGUCGGUCAUGUGAGAAUCACAGGGUGACGAUAUCGUAACAUGUUGCAAUAAAAAGUCUGGAAACUGUUCGGAUCUUAUCACAGCAGUCGCUGCAUCUGGUACAGCUGUGUACUAUAGACGCACGCAAUCAAACUGUUGAGUGUAUUUUUGGCCGUUUUACGCCAGAGCUCAGGUGUUAGGUUUACGGUGAUCUGAGAACAGCUGGUGUCCUUUAAGAUUGCUACGUCAUCCGGAAUAUUUCUUUCGCACCGCCGUGUGAGGACUGCCAUAUUGUUGACCUAGGUAAAACCGACACAGACAAGUUCGGGCAAGUUCUUAACAUCACACCUCGGGGCUUCUUCAGAUCAGAACGAUACAUCCAUUCCACACAAUGACAGGGCUUGGACUGGUGCUCGUCCUGUCUGUACUAGCAGUUCAUACUUCGUUCAGUCAGAACGUGACGGACUGCUCGCCGUGCAGCUGUCAGCCAGAUCCCGCCGGGGGAACCAACGUGGACUGCAGCGGGCUGGGUCUCACCGCGCUACCGACCAACCUUCCCAACGAUACGGUGUCCCUCGGCUUCAAAUACAACAACCUCACAACAUUACACCUGGACGAACUGUGCAAGCUCAGACUCCUUGAAACUGUGGACUUGUCAAAGAACAAAAUAUCCUCAAUACGCGGAUCUUUUCGUUGCUUCGAAUAUCUUGAGUUUCACUUGUCGAAUAAUUCGUUAGAAACCCUUGACAGAAAAACGUUUGGGUCUUCACUAACACGGUUAAAGCAGGCGUUCUUGUUCAAUAACCCAUGGAAAUGUGACUGCCAUUUACUAUGGUUAAAGUUAGACAUGCAGAAAUACAAAAACAAGUUUCCACCGAAGGAGGUAAGAUGUCAAAGCCCAGAAAGGCUGAAAGGGAAAUUGUUGAAGUAUGUCAGCCCUGAGGACUUUACCUGCCCGUUUCCACUUUGGGGUAAGAUAUUGAUCGGUGUGACCUGUGGACUACCUCUUGUUGGUAUAGGAAUUGUGUUGGCUUUUCGGUGGAAAAGGAAAACAGAGGAGAAAAAACGGAAACCGGUUUUCAUCAAGGACGGGUGCGUGCCAACAGCCAAAUCUCUGAUACUAGAAUGGACUUUUGCAGAGGGUUACAAUCCAAGGUCAUGCGUUAUUUACAUCACCGGUGGAAUAGUUAAGACUAUCACCGUGCCAAACGAGCAAUGUAUGGAUGGGAUUUGGAUAUUAGAAGUGACAGAAGGCAUAGCGUGUAAUACAGAGUACACCGUUCGUGUGUCUGGGGGCUCGGAGACAGACCAGGGACCCUCCAGUGACACUAUCUGUCUAGUGACCGUUAAUCCAGGGGUACAUGUGGUAGGACAACACGAAGAGCAUACAGAAUACCAGAGGAACUUCUGGAUUAUAGGUCACGAGGACGACCAAAGCCGAAUAGAGAAACUGUGCAAAGCUCUGGAGAAACACCACGACCUAACAGGCGGGACGGAGUAUAGGGACUUCGCGGGUGGUGACAGUGUUUUCGACAACCUAGAUAAUGCCAUCUCCACCUCUAAGAUAGUGAUUGUUGUGUUAAGCAAUAACACCAAGGGGGACUGGGUCAAAUACCAGAUACAAACAGUCCGCCACUGUCUACUGGGCAGUGAUAAAGAGGUAGACGGAAGUCAAAGAUUGAUACCAAUUAGACUAACAUGUUGUCGCAUACCGCACUGUUUGCGGACAUUAACAACCUUAGAUGUGUGGAAUAAGUACUUCUGGAGAAACUUGCUGGCUGCUUUUAACAAGGAUACUUGCAAUGAUGAUAAUAGCACGGCUGAAAACAUACCACUGGUUCAGAACAAUGAAUAACUUGUCUUCUAGCAUAUUAUCAUGUACGGCGAAAGUGAAAGGUACCCAAGUCAGCAGGCAGACACAAUGGCGCGCUUUGUGUCGUCAUGUUAAAGGUAUGCAGAUUUGGUACGAAAGUGAAAGUUAAUUUGCUAGGUGCAUUUUGCGUGAUGCUGCUUGUAUUUUACAGAUCAAAUGUUGCGCUUAUUUGUACACUUAGACCAUUAUUUUCUUCUUCGACAUUUUAUGUUGUGAACAGGGAUAUCAGUGUCUGUGGUCCAACUGUAGACUACGAUUUACAAACUUUAACUUUAUCAACUGGAAAUGCACGACAUUAUUCUUAUGUUUAAUACACUUUGUCUGUAUAUCACGAAAGUUAAAGCCCACAUCAUUUCAGUGUUAUUAGACGCGUAGCUGAACUGAAAACCAUUUCCUUCCUGUACACCCUUAACACAGUUGUGUACAUAAAGUAUGCAAUAUGCAUUACCUCAUUUCUGAAAAAGUUGUACAUUACAGAUAACCUAUUACAAUCUUUACCUUACAAAUAGAUUCUGAACCAUUUUAAGAGAAAGACAGUGGCAUCUAUGUAGUACAUGAACACACACCUUGCGAAGUCAGUCCUUAUACGUACUGUACAAAAAUGGAAUAUACGUCAAUCGUACAAUGUAGACCAUACUAUCUUGUUAAUGUUAACCUAAUGUCCAUAUACA
Messenger RNA from Branchiostoma floridae (Florida lancelet), 2532 nucleotides. RefSeq lists its product as uncharacterized. Bases 380 to 1843 code for a protein of 487 amino acids. NCBI's taxonomy places the organism in Eukaryota, Metazoa, Chordata, Leptocardii, Amphioxiformes, Branchiostomatidae. The transcript has 3 exons. The record is from RefSeq and is a predicted model, not a curated record. Gene Ontology annotation, biological process: signal transduction.